Molecule: messenger RNA, 2316 nt
Organism: Drosophila busckii
Lineage: Eukaryota; Metazoa; Arthropoda; Insecta; Diptera; Drosophilidae
Gene: neo
Exons: 6
Coding region: 1-2184 (727 amino acids)
Source: RefSeq, a predicted model, not a curated record
AUGCGCAUCCGAAAUUGUAUGCACUAUAUUGCCAUUGGCUUUAUACUGAUCCUUGCAGUUAAUGCAGGCGAUAGUAUUGAUAAGAAUGAAAGCUCAGCUGUAACUGAGUUGCCCUUGGAAACAGAAACUACCACAGAGAUUCCAGUCUCAGAGGAUGCUGCACCAGAUGUGCAAAACAGAAACUCGGCAAUUGAUUCUAUAUCAACAUCAGAUUACGAGUCAAAGGAAUUUGCCUCAUUGACAGACACUAAGGAGAACGAUGACAUCAGCAGCAGCAAUGAGCUUUGUGAUCCAGAUGCUAUGGGCUUUGAAAUAGUUACAGGUUAUGUAUUUUCGGCACCUGGCAAACUUAUGGAUUCGCUGCCUGGCACGCUGAUGCUCACCGACUGUUUAAGCACUUGCCAUAAAAACAAGACUUGCCAGUCGGUUAACUAUGAGACUGGUUUGUGUGUUUUAUUCUCCUCAAAUGCUGACCAACUGCCAGGCGCUUUGACCAAAUCACAGUUUCCUGUUUUCACAAUUUAUGCGCAAAAAUCUUGCGUCUCGGCCAAGCCAUGCAACAGAGCCUGGUAUAUAGAUCGUGUACAAAACUAUAGAUUAAAGGCUGCAGUUAAACGCAGCGCUUUGGUCAGCUCUCGCCGUGAAUGCUUUGAGCUUUGCCUGAGUGAAGCGGAAUUUACCUGCAGGUCAGCAAACUAUAAAAAAGAGAGUGGUGUCUGUGAGCUGAGUGAAAUGGAUCGUUCCACAUUGGCUGGUGCGAACGCUUUUGAGGUGAUGGAAGGCACAGACUAUUUGGAAAAUCAUUGUGUGGAGGAGCCAAAUAAGUUGUGCGAAUUCAAGCGUCUGCAAGGACGCAUUUUGAAAACUGUAGAUUCGGUUUAUCAGGAUGUGAGCAGUGUGGACGAAUGCCGUGAGCUCUGCCUUAAUUCGCCAUUUAGAUGCCACUCUUAUGACUACAAUGAUACGGGUGACAUGGUCUGCCGUCUCUCCCAUCACAGUCGUGCCACACUUUCUGAUGUGCAAGAUCCGUAUUUGGAAGUGCCUGAAGCUUCAACUUAUGAGCUGGCCUCCUGCUAUAAUGUAACCAUUGAAUGCGGCGGCGGUGAUAUGUUGGCACGCAUACGCACCUCUAAGCUCUUCAGCGGCAAGGUCUACGCCAAGGGCUCGCCCAAGUCCUGCGCCGUGGACGUCCGCAGCGCGCUGGACUUUGAGCUGCGCAUGAACUACAAUGACUUGGAAUGCAAUGUGCGUCACAGCAAUGCUGGCCGUUAUGUGAACGAUAUUAUUAUUCAGCAUCACGAUAUGAUUGUAACCUCAUCCGAUUUGGGUCUAGCACUGGCUUGUCAGUAUGAUCUCAGCAAUAAGUCGGUCACGAAUGGCGUUAACUUGGAUGUGCGUGGCGAUCUAACGCCGGCGCUGUCUGAAGAAGUUAUUGUCGACUCACCCAGCGUUGUUAUGCGCGUCACAUCGCGUGAUGGCUCCGAUAUGCUCAGCACUGCUGAAGUUGGCGAUCCGCUGGCACUAAAAUUUCAAAUCAUGGAUGAGCAGAGUCCCUAUGAAAUAUUUGUGCGCGAACUGGUUGCCUUGGAUGGCAUUGACAAUUCGGAAAUCACUUUAAUUGACUCAAAUGGCUGCCCAACAGAUCAUUUUAUCAUGGGACCCAUUUAUAAGAAUGCUACCACAGGCAAAAUAUUGCUAUCCAACUUUGAUGCCUUCAAGUUUCCCUCCAGCGAGGUUGUGCAAUUCAGAGCUUUGGUAUCACCCUGCAUGCCAUCUUGCGAGCCUGUGCAGUGCGAUCAGGAGGAUACCAGCGGCGAAUACAGAUCAACGUUGUCCUUUGGCCGCAAGCGUCGUUCGCUGACAGAGGAUGUGUCUGACAAACGCAUUAGACGUCAGGCCAAGUCCAGCUCCGCUGAGGAGAUGCUGCUAGUGCAAUCCAUUCAAAUCACUGACAAGUUUGGCUUUGAGGAGCUUAAGAAGCGCAAGCCACAUCUUGAGGAACGCUUUGAGGAGAACGAAACAACAUUUACAGCUACUGAAGGUGCUCAAGGCUUUUGUGUAAAUGCAAUUGGUCUUAUUACAGCCGCCACCAUCUUUUUGCUUACUCAAUUAUCUAUUAUUGGCAUCUGGACCUUUUGCUAUCAGCGUCGCCAGAAACUUCAGGCCUAUCAUCACUCAUAUUAAGUUCGUAGCGAACAUUACAUAAAUGCAAUAAUUGCACACUUUUAACAAAUCAAUUUAGUUUUGUUAAAUCUGUGCGAUUCACAUACAUAUUAAUAGAGUUUAAACAAUUAAUUACAACAAGAAAAAUCAUUG